UAUAUAUUGAGAUGUUUUGUCCGGUGGCUUUAAGUGAAUGAGAGAGAAGCUACCCAGUGAGAAGACACCACAGUAGGUCAGAGUCCUUUUUCUACUUUUGGUUCCGUACGCGCUCGGAAGACACAAUGGAUCCCUAUUUUCGCGCACUUUGCAUGACUUUUAUCCUGGCAUCCUUUACGCGGAGGUCAAGUGCGGUCGGACCGGUUAUCAGAUGCGAACCAUGUGAUGCUGGAGCGCGGCUUUUGUGCAAACCUUUACCCAAGGACUGCGCCGAAAAAGUCCGCGAACCGGGUUGCGGCUGCUGCAUGACUUGUGCGCUCAGCUUUGGCCAACCGUGCGGCGUUUACACCGGGAGAUGUGGCUCCGGACUGACUUGUCAGCAUCAGCCCGGUGAGACCAAACCUCUGCAGGCUCUGCUGGAGGGACGGGGGAUUUGUGUAAACGCAACUAACAAACGAUUAUCCGUCAGACCUACGCCUCCAGUCAAUGAACUACCAGCAGAGAAUGUUGAGACUCGGGAUGAGGAGAGGAAUUCCACCGGCUCAGGUCUUCAAACCUCAUACAGCACCCACAGACCCAUGGGACCUAUGGGACCGCAACUUUACCCCUUUUUCCCCCCUGCCAAGUCAGAAAUCUUAAGGCAGGAGCAACACAAGAGAACCCAGAGUUUUAAAAUAGAGGUGCUCCCAGGACCACUCAUCACAGACCAACAGAAUUUUUCUCUAGAGACCAAACAGGAGCCUGAGUAUGGUCCAUGUCGGAGGGAGAUUGAGAGCAUUCUCAGCAGCCUCAAAAUUACAGACAUUCUCAACCCCAGAGGUUUCCGCAUACCAAACUGUGACAAGAAGGGCUUCUAUAAGAAAAAGCAGUGCCGUCCAUCCAAAGGCAGAAAGCGAGGCUUCUGUUGGUGUGUGGACAAAUACGGGCAGCCUUUGCCAGGGUUUGAUGGGAAGGAGCGAGGAGACGCCCAGUACUACAACUCCGAGAGCCAAUAGGAGCUGAGCAAAACAGAGGGAGGGAGGGUGGGAGUGAGAGCAAGAAGAAUUGUAAACAAAUGGAGACACUGAGGAUAUUGGGAGAGAGGUCAAGAGAUGGCUCAGCCGAUAUAUGGAUGUUUGCUAUUUCUAUCUGUUGCCUGUGGGACCUUUUCUGAGGCAGAGUAAAGGGAACAGAUGAAGACUACCAGGAGGAAAAUGUCUCCAUGUCACAGAUACAGUCUGUACUUUUCUGCAACGGUUGGAUUUUUUUUUUCCAAUAAGCUGUUGUUUCCAACCCAGUCUGGGCAGCUUCUGAGAAGAGGAUUCACUUACUGACUUUAUCUCAGAGACCUUAUUUUGAUUAUUAUACACAGAGACAUUUGUACCUCUGAAAAAAAACAAAACAAAACAUUGAUAAGAAUGCUCCUCAUCUACGCACAAUCAAGUGGCAUUACACGUGUGUACAUAUUUGUGAUGUGUAAUCAUACAUUGUAUGCUUGUGAUUAAGAAUGCAUUUGUUAGAGAGAGGUUGUGUGCGGUCACGACAACCCUGAAAUCUUUGUUUGUACAAUAAUGUCUUUCAGAGUAACCGCGCAGAACCUUCUCGGUUGCUUUACUAUGAAUUCCUAUUUCUAUGAUUUGCAGUUGCUUUCUGCUCCUCAGGGAGUUGGAAGAAAAUGCGCAGCUCAUACACUACAGUGUCUAUAAAGCUUUUAUGAUGGAACUUGAGCCACAGACAGAAGCACAUUGCCUUAAUUUGUACUGUGGUUUUUACUGCUUUGGUGUCACUUUGUAUAAGCUCGGAUUUUGUGAUAAAGGCCACAAACCCUUAUCUUUGAUCUCUGUAUAACCAGUGAUAAUUUUCAUCACUUGUCUUGGUCUAAAUAAAUGUGCUGUUUGCAUGUA
Messenger RNA from Sphaeramia orbicularis (orbiculate cardinalfish), 1883 nucleotides. Its product is annotated as insulin-like growth factor-binding protein 3. Gene Ontology annotation, molecular function: insulin-like growth factor I binding; fibronectin binding; insulin-like growth factor II binding. Gene Ontology annotation, biological process: regulation of insulin-like growth factor receptor signaling pathway. Gene Ontology annotation, cellular component: extracellular region. The record is from RefSeq and is a predicted model, not a curated record. The coding region runs from base 126 to 995 and encodes 289 amino acids. The transcript is spliced from 4 exons. NCBI's taxonomy places the organism in Eukaryota, Metazoa, Chordata, Actinopteri, Kurtiformes, Apogonidae.